AUGUCACCGAAAUCAAAUUCGUCAAGUGUUGCCGGGCCCAUUACCCAAAGUACAGAGCGCGUAUACUAUCAUCAAGGCGGUUCACAUCAACAUGAGAAACAGGCUGUAACAUGUAGGCUGUUCGCCAUUAAGUUUCCCAACUCGUUUUGGACCAACCCCUUAGGCCGACAUUUCGGCCUCUUGAAGAUUAGCGAUAUGAUUCUUGUCGACUUAGAUGGGUCUUUCGUUGUUGAGAAUCGAUCUGCUCUUCUGAAUAACGCCGGGUUCCUCAUUCACGCCUCUGUUCAUAAAGCUAGACCGGAUGCAUAUGCGGUUUGCCACUGUCAUAAUGCUUGCAAGUUUCGAGGAGACGCGCAUAUUGUGUAUGAUAGCUACAGAGAAGUCGUCUUGGGUAGUGAAGAAGGCGAUCCCAUUGCUAGCGCGCUUAGCCCAAAUGACAAGGGGUGCAUUCUCAGGAAUCAUGGCAUCCUGACCGUUGGGCAGACUCUCUUUGAGGCUGCAUUCUUGUUCACAUCCAUGGAAAGAAUACGUCAGGCUCAGCUCCUAGCAGAGGCAGCAUCACAUAGUAAUAGUGGUCCCCGGAAGGUUCUAAUCAGUGACGACGAGGCAAACUUCAACUUCGACGUUGAGAGCGAUCCUGAAAUUUGUCACUGCGAGUUCCAGGUUUGCUAUGAUUUCGAGGAAGAGUUAUCCGGCGGAGGCUUCAAAGCUUGA
Colletotrichum phormii is the source of this 714-nucleotide messenger RNA. RefSeq names its product class II aldolase/adducin N-terminal. Bases 1 to 714 code for a protein of 237 amino acids. Lineage: Eukaryota; Fungi; Ascomycota; Sordariomycetes; Glomerellales; Glomerellaceae. The transcript has 5 exons. The record is from RefSeq and is a predicted model, not a curated record. Gene Ontology annotation, molecular function: actin filament binding. Gene Ontology annotation, cellular component: cytoskeleton.